CGUUUUUCGUCGAUAACUCGUAAACGACGCAUCGGAGAAAAUUUCUGUAAAGGAAAAAGUUGCUCGAAAUCACCCCAGGAAUCUCUCGUUUCCCGGACGUACCAUAAUUUUGGAACACCCUGAUCAAAUGGCCACGGCUAUAUCCCCCGUUUCCGGCUGUUAACAUAAUUACGGAACACACUGUAUUCCCAGACAUAUAGCGGGUGGCCCAGCUAAACGUGGCCACCUAAACGCCUCCGUAAUUUCCGGAGAUAUCGAAAAGCUCUGUGAACAAAAGUUGCUCGAUUCGGGUAGAUCUACAAUAAUAUCUUUCUUUCAGCUGGAGAAUUCUCGAAGAUCUCGAGAAUUUCGCUUUCUUCGUUAGAACCGUAUAUAUAUAUUUUUACAAGCUGUUCGACGCAGCUCCGACAUUUUCCGUUAAAAAAAAGAGCAAUCGACCCGUCGAGAAAACGAUUUCAACAGCGAGGUACUCGAAAGCUUCCGGUUUCAGGACACCCCGUCUAGUAUUUAGAGAGAAUCGAUAGAGAGUAAGAAACAGCGAGAAACCACGACUCGAACGAUUGUAAUACUCCCCCGCCCCCCGCGGAGAUUGUACACGUAAUCUAGGAUAAUUUUUCCACCGCGUCCCGCACAGAAUUUCAGUAUUACGCAUCCGUGAACACUUCGGAUCUCCUUGCGGUUUUCCCUAGCCGCGCGCAUAGACGCGCCGUAAUAGAGGCGAGAGAGAGCGAGAGAGAGAGAGAGAGAGAGAGAGAGAGAUCGACGUACUCUGUCUUCCGUUUGCGAUCGGCGCGACGAGACGAGUCGCGCUCAUUAAGCGAUGCCGAAAGGAAGAGAGCGAGAGAGAGAGAGAGAGAAGAAGAGAGCCGACGCAAAUAGAACCGUGUAGAACGCACCCCUAAUUAAACGGCGCGCCGUUCGCGCGUAUUUUGUAACAGCCGAUUCGAGGCGCAAUGGAACUCGGCGUGACUUUCGCCGAGAUCGAGCCGCGCCCGCAACUUCUUUGUAAUCCGUUCGUGAACGCAAUAAAAAAAGAUUCGAUACGUUUCACCGAGGCAUUACGAUCGUGUGCGUGCGUGCGUGCGUGCGUGUGUGUGUGUGUGUCCUUUGACCAUCGAGCAGCAUUAUUUGAUUAUCGGUGGCAAUGUCGUCCGCGUGGGUCUCUAACGUGUUCCAAAAAAUCUUUUCAGGUGGGUGCCGGCGACGGAAGGGUGCCGGCGAUCGGGCGAGAAAAGAGGUAACGAACUUCUCUGAGCGGUCAGAUCCGUCGAAAAAAGAACAAAAAAAAGAAACAAACGCAACUAUGUUCAUUCGUGUGAUAUGAUGGCGUAUGUGUCCGACCGGAACGACGCGCGAACUUCCAUAUCCGGUCGUCGCCGACAUACCUAUAUUAACCGGACUCGAUGUUGUUGUUUCAGCGUUGUUAUGGCCUUACAAGACCGUGUACGUGUUCGACGGGCCGACCAGAAACAAUCGGCGGGCCGACCAACGGCAGCCAAACGGAUCGCCGGCCGACCCUCGGGAAAGGAGUUUCGUAUGCGCCGACUGCGGCAAAGCUUACGCGGUUCACAGGUCGCUGUGGCGGCACCGGAAGUUCGAAUGCGUGAACGCGAAGCCGAAGCUUGCCUGCGAGGCCUGCCCUUACCAGAGCCCCCACAAAUGGUGCAUCGAGAACCAUAAAAAGCGGCAUCACAGCAAUCCUACCGGAAGAUGUACAUGGGCGACCAGGUUCUCGGCUACACGUGUACAAAGUGCAGCAAGUUCUACAAGAUGUGGAGCAACUAUCUGAAGCACAAGUGCGAACCGCCGCAAUUCAAGUGCCCGCUCUGCCCGUUCGCCGCGUUCAAGGCGUUCAUUCUGCACGCGCACCAGGCCGAGCAACACUUCAAGAUCACGUCCUCGAACACGUGAACCCGGACAAAGCGGGGCCGCGCCAUCCGAUUGCCUUAGCCCGCGUCAGAGCCGCGUCGUGCCUGUUCCGAUCGUCGACCCGGGGCGUCUCUCUCCUCUCUAUCUCUCUCUUUCUAUCUCUCUGUCUAUCUGGCUCUCUCUGGCUCUCUUUCUCUGCGAAGUGCACGGAGACGGAGAUCCGGCCGCGGGAACGCGACGAACAGACGCGGCGGAAGCGCGCGGAGAGCUCGUUCUCCGAGCGGGCGCCGUGUCCUUUGAGCCUGCCCGGACACCCGUAUCGGAGCCUAAUCGCCGUUGGACAAUAAUCUGUAUCUAAUCAGAGACUUCUAAGGUUCCCGCAGCCGCCGGCGUCCCAUUGGCGCGUGGCCCGAUCGAGCGGAGCGGAUGGUUUUAGCGCGCAGCUGGACCCCGAGAGACUUCUCUGUAUCGAUGCAACUCGGGACGCAAUUCGGUGCUCUGAAGCGGCGAACGAGGACUACGCGAGAACUAUCUUACUCGCGUUGUCGAGCUCAUAAGUCAAGGCACAGGAUCAUUGCCUCGGGAAAAGCUGUCCGCGCGACCGGAACGCGGCGCGCCAAAAUUUGCGAAGCCUCGCUGCAAUCUUCCUCGAAUCUUCCUCGAACUUUGCGUCCUUUUUCCCCGAUGAAAUUCGUUCGUUCCCCUCGCUCCUUCUUAAUAAUUGUCCUCGAUUCUCUUUCGUCUUCCCGGUGAAUCCUUUCGAAAACCAUCCGCUCCGAUUCGCCGGAGAAAACCGAGCGCUAGAGCCAGAAUGUCGAAUCUGCGGUCGCCAAAGUCGAACGCUUGAAUCCGGGAUUCAAGCGGGCCUCUCGUCUGCUCCGCACACGUGGCUGUGCCAGCGACCUCUUCGCAGGCAAGGGGACCGUUCGGUCCCAAAAAUUCGUGGCUCGCGAAGCCGGCAUCCGCGGAAUAUCAGCUGCCGCCCCUUCUCGAUCGGUCUAGGCGCGAAUGGUUCCCAUUUUUCUACGCCGUCUCGCCGAUCUAGACUCCUUUUUCUUGUAAUCUCUAGUGCUCGGUAGACCUACACAGUCAUUACUGUCGAAGCUUUCGGGCGCGAACUGUGUUCGCCGGGAGAACAACGCUGCGUGGGAGCACCUUUCGAAUUCUCGAGCCUCCGAGCUUUCGAGCUUUCGAGAUUUCGCGAUGCCACGGUGCUGGAAAAAGAAGCGCACCGACCUUGAUUCUAAUCUUGAAUUGAUCUUGAAGGUUUAAUUUCGACGUAGUCCCCUGGGUGCUCCGCGAAAUCUCUGUGUCGUCGGUGAUGAGUUUUUAUAUCGCACGCGAGCGGUGAAUUUUUUUCCGUAAUUGUCGAAUUGAAAUUUCCGGUGCAACUUACCUGAAAAUUUCGCGUUGUUCCUUCGAUUAGUGGACACAGUCUCUGCUCCUGAUCUCGUUGCUGGUAAUGACUGCGAUCUGUAUCUCAUUAUAAAUGUUCGGUUGGUACGAUGAACGCCUUACGAUUGUUAGAUAGGACGCAGGUGAGAAAUUCUCUAUUUGCCGCGGACACGAAGCGCGAUUCGUUAGCGAAGCUGGUUUCGAUUGUUCGAUUAGAGCGAUGCUUCUGUGGUGGGUCGAGAUUCUUUCACUUCCAAUCGGAGUUGGGCGAGAAAAUAUUCUGGAAAUGUUCUGAAAAUGUUCUGGAAAUGUUCUGAAAUAUUCUGAAAAUGUUCUGCAAAUGUUCUGAAAAUGUUCUGCAAAUGUUCUGCAAAUGUUCUAAAAAUGUCCUGAAAAUGUCCUGAAAUAUUCUGAAAAUAUUCUGAAAUAUUUUGAAAUA
Messenger RNA from Megalopta genalis, 3703 nucleotides. The record is from RefSeq and is a predicted model, not a curated record. Lineage: Eukaryota; Metazoa; Arthropoda; Insecta; Hymenoptera; Halictidae.